AUGGCCACAAAUUCACGAAAGGGAUGGGCUGCACAGCCUACACAGCCUCGUUCCUCUAGGAGACUAGAAACUUGGUUCGUGGUUGUUGACGAAAUUAUUGUAAAUGAAUGGUUGUUGAUGGUAUUUAGAGAGAUUUGA
Cetraspora pellucida is the source of this 138-nucleotide messenger RNA. NCBI's taxonomy places the organism in Eukaryota, Fungi, Glomeromycota, Glomeromycetes, Diversisporales, Gigasporaceae. The record is from the annotation of a GenBank genome assembly.